Messenger RNA from Cylicocyclus nassatus, 2086 nucleotides. Lineage: Eukaryota; Metazoa; Nematoda; Chromadorea; Rhabditida; Strongylidae. The record is from the annotation of a GenBank genome assembly.
CAAAGUGACGCGAUUCUGACAUUCCAGAUGGACGAUGAGCACUCAACUCCAUCAACAUCCAGCAGCUCAAACCACAGCCAAUUAAUCAAGGAGUUCAAUCUGCGGAAGUUUGAUAAGUUGGUGAAAAAGAUGGGCAGGAAGUUGCUGCACAGACCUUGCGAUAAAACCUUCGUGCCUUCAGCCACUCCACAUUGCCCAAGCCCCAAAGGCAUGUCUCAUUCCCCAUCAUCCGGGGAUUCGAGCAAUUUAUCCGCUGAACGAUCAGAUCGCAGAAAAUGUAGCGAACCAACGUUCGGGCUGAAAAUCGAAACAUAUGGCGGCGAGGUAGCAGGAUCGGGGUAUGGAUGGCUUACGGCGUCCGAUAUGCCUGAACCUUAUCAUAGUGUUGAUGUUAUUGCUUCCGUUACUCGAGCGCAACAAGUGGCGUUACAAAUGGUGAAGGAUCGGAUUUCAAUGACCAAACAACAGAUCGAGUCAUGUAGAGUUGAUGAACGACUGAUUAGCGACUUCAUAGCUGAUGCCUUCGCUGAGGAGAUGAAAAUGAAUCAUUCUCCUAAAAGCUACACUGAGCUGCAAGAGGAUGUGAAGAAGCUUGAAGAAGAAAUCGAAGGACUUCGGAAAAUCUCCCUCAAACCAAUUCCACCUCCAAGACCUGCACGACCGAAUCAGCAUCUAACAUGGAUCUGUGUGCGAUGCUUGGAAGAGAAUACGGCAUCAUUCUACCGAUGUCACUCUUGUUCAUUUCCUCGUCCAGCAAUUGAUCCUCGUGAAGCUGUUAGAUGCAACUGCCAACACUGCACUCCAGCAUCAGUGGAACGCAUGUUCGUUUCGCCGACCCCUGGUGAAGGCGAUUGGCUGUUGCUCUAUGGAUAUGCCUUAGGAUUUCGCUGCCUAGUAAACAUCAUCCCGUCGCCGACAUUCCAUGAGUUCUACAAUGGAAUCACUCGUCGAACUCUUCGUUCACUGGUGUUGAAGCAGAUUUUGAUGUCGACUGUGGUGGAGCAGCUCGUCGACAUGGGCUUUGAACGGGCUCGUGCCGAAUAUGCAUUCGCGCAGACAGGUAGAGGCGCAUUGGAAACAGCUAUGGACUGGCUGAUCAAUCACGAAGGAGAGGAAAUUCCAGCACCUUCCACUGAUCAUCAUCCGAAUGAAGAAGAAAAACCGGGCUCAUCCGAGCUGACAGAGCACACGCCCGGCAGUUACAAAUGCAACGAUUGCAACAAGUUGUUUCGUGACGAGAACUCGAUGAUGUUCCAUGCCGCUAAGUCAGGACAUGAGAAUUUUUCGGAAAGCACGCAGGUAAUCGCUCCGCUCACUCCGGAAGAGCGUGCGCAGAAAGAGCGAGAGCUGCGCGAUAAAAUCAGAGCUGCUCGCGCCAAGAAGGAAGAGGAGGAGAAAAGGGAGCAGAUUGAAAAGGAACGAAGACGUCGUGAAGAGGGUAAGAAAAUGUUGGAGACAAAAGAAAAACAGAAGGAGAUGGAAUUAAGGGCUCUUGUUGAGGAACGCAAGAGAGAGAAAAGGGAAGAAGAACUGGCUCGACAAAGGGUGCUGGACCAAAUCAAAGCUGACAGGGAAGCGCGUAAAGCAGCGAAAAGUGGCGUUCAACCGACUGCUCCUCCUAAACCAGCUCCUGCUCCUUCUGCGGCGUCUGCUCCUACUCACGAUUACAAAGAAACGACUAUCCAGGUGCGGCUGAAAAACGGACAAGCGGUACGACAAAAGUUUGGAGCAUCUGAGCCGCUCUCUGCUGUGCGACUUUGGCUAGAGCUGAACCAUUCGGAUGGAACUCCCUUCAAUCUGCUACAACCAUUCCCUCACAAAGUCAUGACUUUUGAUGACUAUGAAAAACCUCUGAAGGAACUCGGGUUGGUGCCUUCUGCCAACUUCGUGAUGACUCCAAUGACAGGAGUGGUUCGCGAGAUAAAUUUUCACCCAUAAUUUCGCAAUUGUGCUUUUAUGCAAGUCUCAGUAUUUUUGCUGUUCCUUCCAUAAUAGAAACUCGAUGAGUGGUCUUUUUAUAAGGAGUUUACAUGAAGAAUUUUGUAUAAAGUAUUUUAAUGGAGAAAAUAAAAAUUCAGUACGCCUG